CUGAGCUCCGCCCGCGCCGGAGGCCCCAGCGCGCAGCUCCCGGAGCCGGCAGCCGGGCCGGCCGAGGCGGCGCGCCAGUGGGACGCGGGCGGCCGCGGCGAGCGGCGCUGCCCCGGCCGGGCACGCACAGCGGGCGCCCUGCGAGCCGCCCCGAUGUGGCAGGAGGCGAUGCGGCGCCGCCGCUACCUGCGGGACCGCGCCGAGGAGGCGGCGGGCGGCGGAGACGGGCUGCCGCGGUCCCGGGACUGGCUCUACGAGUCCUACUACUGCAUGAGCCAGCAGCACCCGCUCAUCGUCUUCCUGUUGCUCAUCGUCAUGGGCGCCUGCCUCGCCCUGCUCGCCGUCUUCUUCGCGCUUGGGCUGGAAGUUGAAGACCAUGUGGCAUUUUUAAUAACAGUUCCAACUGCCCUGGCAAUUUUCUUUGCGAUAUUUAUCCUGGUCUGCAUUGAGUCUGUGUUUAAGAAGCUGCUGCGCCUCUUCUCGUUGGUGAUAUGGAUAUGCCUUGUUGCCAUGGGAUACCUCUUCAUGUGUUUCGGAGGCACUGUCUCUCCCUGGGACCAGGUAUCGUUCUUCCUCUUCAUCAUCUUCGUGGUGUACACUAUGCUGCCCUUCAACAUGCGAGAUGCCAUCAUUGCCAGUGUCCUCACCUCCUCCUCCCACACCAUCGUGCUUAGCGUCUGCCUGUCUGCGACGCCGGGGGCCAAGGAGCACCUGGUCUGGCAGAUCCUGGCCAAUGUGAUCAUUUUCAUCUGUGGGAAUCUGGCGGGAGCCUACCAUAAGCACCUCAUGGAGCUUGCUCUUCAGCAAACAUAUCAGGACACAUGUAAUUGUAUCAAGUCCCGGAUCAAGUUGGAAUUUGAAAAACGUCAACAGGAGCGGCUUCUGCUCUCCCUGCUGCCAGCCCACAUCGCCAUGGAGAUGAAAGCAGAGAUCAUUCAGAGGCUGCAGGGUCCCAAGGCGGGCCAGAUGGAGAACACAAAUAACUUCCACAACCUGUACGUGAAGCGGCAUACCAACGUGAGCAUCUUAUAUGCUGAUAUCGUUGGCUUUACCCGGCUGGCAAGUGACUGCUCCCCAGGAGAACUAGUCCACAUGCUGAAUGAGCUCUUCGGAAAGUUUGAUCAAAUUGCAAAGGAGAAUGAAUGCAUGAGAAUUAAAAUUUUAGGAGACUGCUAUUACUGUGUAUCUGGACUUCCUAUUUCUCUCCCUAACCAUGCCAAGAACUGUGUGAAAAUGGGACUGGACAUGUGUGAAGCCAUAAAGAAAGUGAGGGAUGCUACUGGAGUUGAUAUCAACAUGCGCGUGGGUGUGCAUUCUGGGAAUGUCCUGUGCGGCGUGAUUGGUCUGCAGAAGUGGCAGUAUGAUGUGUGGUCCCAUGACGUGACCUUGGCCAACCACAUGGAAGCUGGAGGGGUCCCUGGACGUGUUCACAUUUCUUCCGUCACCCUGGAGCACUUGAAUGGCGCUUAUAAAGUGGAGGAGGGAGAUGGUGACAUUAGGGACCCAUAUUUAAAACAACACCUGGUGAAAACCUACUUUGUAAUCAACCCCAAGGGGGAACGACGGAGCCCCCAGCAUCUCUUCAGACCUCGCCACACCCUCGAUGGAGCCAAAAUGAGGGCCUCGGUCCGCAUGACCCGGUACUUGGAGUCCUGGGGGGCAGCCAAGCCCUUUGCACACCUACAUCACAGGGACAGCAUGACCACAGAGAACGGCAAGAUCAGCACCACGGAUGUACCGAUGGGUCAGCAUAAUUUUCAAAAUCGCACCUUAAGAACCAAGUCACAAAAGAAAAGAUUUGAAGAAGAAUUGAAUGAAAGGAUGAUUCAAGCAAUUGAUGGAAUCAACGCACAAAAACAAUGGCUCAAGUCCGAAGACAUUCAGAGAAUCUCACUGCUUUUCUAUAACAAAGUACUAGAAAAAGAAUACCGGGCCACAGCACUGCCAGCGUUCAAGUAUUACGUGACUUGUGCCUGUCUCAUAUUCUUCUGCAUCUUCAUUGUGCAGAUCCUCGUGCUGCCAAAAACAUCCGUCCUGGGCAUCUCCUUUGGGACUGCGUUUCUCUUGCUGGCCUUCAUCCUCUUUGUCUGCUUUGCUGGACAGCUUCUGCAAUGCAGCAAAAAAGCCUCUCCCCUGCUCAUGUGGCUUUUGAAGUCCUCCGGCAUCAUUGCCAACCGCCCCUGGCCACGGAUUUCUCUGACAAUCGUCACCACGGCCAUCAUACUAACCAUGGCCGUGUUCAACAUGUUUUUCCUGAGUGACUCCGAGGAAACAAUCCCUCCAACUGCCAAUACAUCAAACACAAGUUCUUCAGCCUCAAAUAAUCAGGCGGCGAUUCUGCGUGCACAAAAUUUAUUUUUCCUCCCGUACUUUAUAUACAGCUGCAUUCUGGGACUGAUAUCCUGUUCUGUGUUCCUGCGGGUGAACUACGAACUGAAGAUGUUGAUCAUGAUGGUGGCCUUGGUGGGCUACAACACCAUCCUGCUCCACACCCACGCCCACGUCCUGGGUGACUACAGCCAGGUCUUGUUUGAGAGACCAGGAAUUUGGAAAGACCUAAAGACCAUGGGCUCUGUGUCUCUCUCUAUAUUCUUCAUCACACUGCUUGUUCUGGGUAGACAGAAUGAAUAUUACUGUAGGUUAGACUUCUUAUGGAAGAACAAGUUCAAAAAAGAGCGGGAGGAGAUAGAGACCAUGGAGAACCUGAACCGCGUGCUGCUGGAGAACGUGCUUCCUGCACAUGUGGCUGAGCACUUCCUGGCCAGGAGCCUGAAGAAUGAGGACCUAUACCACCAGUCCUAUGACUGCGUCUGCGUCAUGUUUGCCUCCAUUCCGGAUUUCAAAGAGUUUUACACAGAAUCCGACGUGAACAAGGAGGGCUUGGAAUGCCUUCGGCUCUUGAACGAGAUCAUCGCUGACUUUGAUGAUCUUCUGUCCAAGCCAAAAUUCAGUGGAGUUGAAAAGAUCAAGACCAUUGGCAGCACAUACAUGGCAGCGACAGGUCUGAGCGCUGUGCCCAGCCAGGAGCAUGCCCAGGAGCCUGAGCGGCAGUACAUGCACAUUGGCACCAUGGUGGAAUUUGCUUUUGCUCUGGUAGCGAAGCUGGAUGCCAUCAACAAGCACUCCUUCAACGACUUCAAACUGCGAGUGGGUAUUAACCAUGGACCUGUCAUAGCUGGUGUAAUUGGAGCUCAGAAGCCGCAAUAUGAUAUCUGGGGCAACACGGUCAAUGUGGCCAGUAGGAUGGACAGCACUGGAGUCCUGGACAAAAUACAGGUCACUGAGGAGACAAGCCUCGUCCUGCAGACCCUCGGAUACACAUGCACCUGUCGAGGAAUAAUCAAUGUGAAAGGAAAGGGGGACCUGAAGACAUACUUUGUAAACACAGAAAUGUCAAGGUCCCUUUCUCAGACCAACGUGGCAUCCUGAAGAGUCACCUUCAUUUUGGCAAGAAGACUGUAUUUCCAGGAAGUUACCACACACUUUCUGACUGCAACUUCUGUCCCUUGUUUUUGAUGUGCGUGCUCUGUCUGUCCUAUGGAGCCUCUGCAGACUCUUUCCCAUGACCCAGUGGCAUACCGUUUGGUGUCUGACGUGUGCCCAGAUCGUUCUGCCACUUGCACUGUGCUUGCUCCUAAGCAAAAGGGAAAAGGAGCGUGCAUGAUAGAAGAAAAGCAUCCAGAGAACUAACAAAGAGGAGAGAGGUGAAACACACACACACAUUCUUAAGGCAAUAAAACUAGGGGGUGUAUAUUAUCUUCUGGUGCAUGUUCUUUUCUGGAAAAUAACAUAGCUCGCCAACCACAUCCGCUCGUCUGAUACUCAACCACACAGUAUUCGUGAAUAAGUUGAUUCUGUCCCCCACAUGGAGUCUGUGCUUACCUGUCAUCUCAUUGCCAGUGGUGUCCAAGGGCCCCCGUUGGGACCCACGGCUCUCGUCCCUCUGCUCCAUGUGCCUCAUGCCAGCAGCACGUCACCAUCCAUCACCAGAGUUAGUCCUCACAGCCUAGGACCAGUUUUGUACCAGACUCGUCUGAUGUUUUGAUGCCAUUUGUCUUUUGUAAAGUUAAUUCAUUAAAAGUUUUACGUACUUUGA
This is a messenger RNA of Sapajus apella (tufted capuchin), 4096 nucleotides long. It is a transcript of the gene ADCY2, whose product is annotated as adenylate cyclase 2. Gene Ontology annotation, cellular component: plasma membrane. The transcript is spliced from 25 exons. Gene Ontology annotation, biological process: adenylate cyclase-inhibiting G protein-coupled receptor signaling pathway; intracellular signal transduction; adenylate cyclase-activating G protein-coupled receptor signaling pathway. NCBI's taxonomy places the organism in Eukaryota, Metazoa, Chordata, Mammalia, Primates, Cebidae. Gene Ontology annotation, molecular function: adenylate cyclase activity. Bases 154 to 3429 code for a protein of 1091 amino acids. The record is from RefSeq and is a predicted model, not a curated record.